Messenger RNA from Ostreobium quekettii, 849 nucleotides. The record is from the annotation of a GenBank genome assembly. Lineage: Eukaryota; Viridiplantae; Chlorophyta; Ulvophyceae; Bryopsidales; Ostreobiaceae.
AUGGUGGCGGAGGGGGUGGCCGCGAGACCGGGCGCCCACACGCUGCUGGCCAACACGCUCAUCUGCUUCGUGCUGGUGGACCCGCAGUCGCGCCACGCGUUCUGCAGCCUCUACGAUGUGGAGCCCGGCCCAAUCCUGGGCGACGGGGACAGUCUGACGCCAGAGGCCAUGGGCGCCAUCGGCCGGUCGCGGGCGCUCUUCAUCAAUGGCUUCAUCUUCGACGAGCUGUCCCCCGGCCUGAUCGAGCGCGUGGCCGUGUCCGCCAAGGAGAUGGGCACCGUGCUGAUGUUCGACCCUGGGCCGCGGUGCCUGUCGAUAAUGGCAGGCGCCAGGCCGGGCAGGGAGGCCAUGCAGCGGCUGAUCGGCAUCUCGGACGUGGUGCUAGCCACCAGGGAGGAGGCGGCGGCGAUCAGCGGGAGGGACGACCCGCACGGGUGCGCGGAGUGGGUCCUUCAGAAGUCUGGGUCGGAGACGAAGUGGUGUCUGGUGAAAAUGGGGGAGAAGGGGGCGAUCUUGCACGCCAGGCAUGCGCCCGGACCCCUGCUGGUGCGCGGGGUGCAGGUGGAGGUUUCGGACACCGUGGGGUGCGGGGACAGCUUCGCGGCGGGAGUGGCGUUAGGGUACAUUGAGGGGUGGGAUCUGGAGGGGGCGCUGGAGCUGGCCAACGCGGUCGGAGCGGCGACGGCGAUGGGGAGGGGCGCGGGCAGGAACGUGGCGUCCACGAGCGACGUGCUGCAUAUCUUGACGGACGGGAGGACCGGGGAGGCCAGGCGGAGCGUCGAGUCGGCCCUCAGUUUGCUGAGGUCCUCCCUGGAAGGGAGCAGUUUGGGAGUGCCGACUGUCGGGUGA